This is a messenger RNA of Culicoides brevitarsis, 1057 nucleotides long. RefSeq lists its product as uncharacterized. Lineage: Eukaryota; Metazoa; Arthropoda; Insecta; Diptera; Ceratopogonidae. The record is from RefSeq and is a predicted model, not a curated record. The transcript is spliced from 3 exons. Bases 48 to 1001 code for a protein of 317 amino acids.
AAUUUUAGAUCUUCAUUGGUAAUUUGUAAAAAAGAAGUUUGUCAAACAUGAAAAUCUUUGUUUUUUGUAUUUUACUUGCCGUGGUUUGCGCUUAUCCAACGGACACCCAAGUUAAAACAAAUGAGGACCAUCAUGAUGUCCCAUUAGUACCAGCAGCUUAUGCUCAUCGUCCGUUAUCGCACCAGCAAAUUCCUGUUAAAACACUUUCUGAGCCUGUUGAAAAUCAUGAAUCGAAACGCGACGUAGUUGCUGACCCCAAAAAGAGCCACGUUGAUUUGCCUUCAGCGCAUGAUAACUCUACACCAAGCUUUGUAAAACCGGUGCCAGUUGAACAAAUUUUGGGAAAAAUUAAUCAUGAAACACAUCCAACCACCGAACUUAAGAUAACUGAGAAGCCAGAGUCUUCGGCGGAAACUCCUGUCGAAAAAAUUGCAGAACAUACACCUGAAACAAAUGUUGCGAAAUCCACUGAAGCACUCAUUAAAUCAGAAGCUGAUCAUCAAACUGAAGACAAGAAAACAGAAGCCAAAGAAAAUUUAAAAAUCUCAGAGUCAAAUUCAGAAAGUUCCGAAAGUACAGAGAAGAAACAUGAACAAAAAUCCACCGAUCGGAAGACACGCGAGACUGACAAAGUACAGAGAGAACAUGAGGAAAAAGAGGGUCAUCAACUUGCACAAACUCUUCCCAUAGCCCAUUCCCAUGAAUCAAAAGAACUUCUCCCUCUUAAAGUAUCCGGUCACAAUCAACCAAAAACUGAUGAUUUAGUGGAACAGCAUCAACCAGCAAAUAUUCAUUCAGUUCCUUUUAACCCACAUAAAGAACAGGAAAAAAUUGUCCAUCCCCAUGAUUUGAAAGAAGGUGAAAAUUCUCGUUUAGUUCGUGAUGCAACAAAGGAAUCUCAUCAAGUGAAUGGACCAAUACCGGUCCCACACUACGUUGAAAACAGUGAUGUUAAACAUGAAAACAAAAAAGAAACCGUUUCUACAGAAAAAUUAAAUUAAUUAUUAUUUUGCUACUUUUUUUUUAUUUUAAAUAAAUAUUAACAUUUGAACUAUUA